Molecule: messenger RNA, 2329 nt
Organism: Tachyglossus aculeatus (Australian echidna)
Lineage: Eukaryota; Metazoa; Chordata; Mammalia; Monotremata; Tachyglossidae
Gene: MFAP4
Product: microfibril associated protein 4
Exons: 6
Coding region: 84-845 (253 amino acids)
Biological process (GO): elastic fiber assembly
Source: RefSeq, a predicted model, not a curated record
GCCCUGGCUGAUGCCCAGGCGCAUAACUCUGUCCCGACGCCACGGAGAGAGAGCGUGAGCAACCUCCGAAAAGAAGCGACGACAUGAAGGCAGCUCUGCUCGUCCUUCUCAUCCACGCUUCUUCUGUUUCUUCUCAGUUCUCUGGGAUCCGGGGGGAUGCUCUGGUGGAGAAACAGUGCCUUCAACAGCCCCUGGACUGUGAUGACAUCUAUUCCCAGGGAUUGCAGGCAGAUGGGGUCUAUCUCAUCUAUCCUCUGGGCCCUAGUGUCCCAGUCCCCGUCUUCUGCGACAUGACCACUGAUGAAGGGAAGUGGACGGUUUUCCAGAAGAGAUUCAAUGGCUCCGUCAGCUUCUUCAGGGGCUGGAACGACUACAAACUUGGCUUUGGGCGAGCUGAUGGGGAAUAUUGGCUAGGUCUGCAGAAUCUUCACCUCCUGACCCUGAAGCAGGAUUAUGAGCUACGUGUGGAUCUGGAGGACUUUGAGAACAACACGGCUUUUGCCAAGUACAAAGACUUCUCCAUCUCACCUCAGGCCAUCAGCGCAGAAGAGGAUGGAUACACCCUCCACGUGGCUGGCUUUGAAGAUGGGGGAGCAGGCGACUCCCUCAGCUAUCACAGCGGCCAGAAGUUCUCCACCUUCGAUCGGGACCAAGACCUCUUCGUGCAGAACUGCGCGGCCCUCUCCUCCGGGGCCUUCUGGUUCCGGAGUUGCCACUUCGCCAACCUCAACGGCUUCUACCUGGGUGGUUCUCACCUCUCCUACGCCAACGGCAUCAACUGGGCCCAGUGGAAGGGCUUCUACUAUUCCCUCAAACGUACCGAGAUGAAGAUCCGCCGGGCUUGAGGAAGCUCCUGCUCUGUGGCCGCAGCUGCGUUUUAUCCCUAUACUUGCCUAUCGCUGGGCCCCGUGCCGCAGCCACCCAGCACUCGGCCAUGUUAAGAUGUUGCUAUUUCUUGUUGACCCCCGCCCCGCUUAACUCUGGCCCUCCUCCCUGAGCUAACCGCGCUUUGCCCCUGCUCAGCCGAUGCCAUCGCCACACCCGAUCUGGUUAACGUUCACCAUCUUGCCCAGCUGCCCUCAGUGUCCGGGACCAAAGUCCCCCAUUUAGCUGCUGGACCCGAGUUUUGACUACCCCUCUUCUACUGAGCUUUACCUGCUCUUUCGCCCAAGUCAUCUUGAUUUGCCUCUUGCAACUGGGACUGUGUCCGAUCUGAUUAGCUUCUAUCUACCCCAGUGCUUAGAUCAGUGCUUGGCACCUAGUAAGCGUGAAACAAGUACCAUAAUUAUUAUUAUUAUUAUAACAACGCAGCUCCCUCCAGAGCCAAGGGCUGUUGAAAUCUGCCACGGCCAGCUUGGUUUCGGCUUCUCACUCCAGUCUUGGCGACUCCCAGUUCUAAAACUUGUGACACUCUAACAAGAUGGCUUACCCUUCUCCUUUAAAGUCGGGGGUGGAGCUCUUGCAGAAACCCUGUUAAACAAGACUCUCGUUGGAGUACUCGGUCUGUGUCCGACAUGGCGUGCGGGCCCACAACCAUCCCUAACAACCCCGCGUUGUGCUGUAACGAUGGCUGUGUGUUGUCAGAGCGUUCCCUAAUUCCGCCAAGGCGUCCUAUCCCAAAGGUGCAGUGAAAACAUGCGUUCUGGCAAAAUAGAGUGUACUCCGCUGUUAUCACUGAGCCCCUGACCCACCCCGUCCAACAGCUAACUUUAGCUGCAGUCUCUAAGAACCAAUGCAUAGCUAGCUGUUUAACUGUAUUAGCCGCUGAAAGGGUCCCCACCCCGCCACUUUCCAAGCCCGGCCACAUAUCGGGUUCAAACUUCACCGAUAUCUACUCCAGUUCAACGCUCUGUGCCGCGACGCACAGCUCUUGCCAUGUCCACGAACCUAACGUCUGCUCGUCGGGGUGAUAUUCAGUGGACCCACUCCUUGCAACUUUGCUGUUUCGCUGUUAGUGAGCUUCUCUCACCCUUACCCCGGCCCCAGCCCUGACCCCAGAGCCCAGCUGCACUAGGCCAUUAGACUCAGCUGUGUCCAUUCUCUCUCUCUCUCUCCCCCACCGAGUGCCAGUUGCUUUUUGUAAUUCAGCUGGGUACCACGUUGGAAUCAGGGCUACCCAAAGGCCACUGUUCCAGCUAGCUAUUCCCACCCUGGCUCCCGUUUCCCAGGCUCGCUGGACAGCACGGGAGGGAGAGGUUGGAGACGUUGUGCAGAGGGAACAGGAGAUGAGGUGCGUUUGAGGGCUGUAAAAUAGGAUGGGAAGGGGCACAGACGGGGAGGGGAGGAUCGGUGAUGCCACAACUCAAUAAACCUUUAGGAUUGGAUCAAA